Diversispora eburnea is the source of this 729-nucleotide messenger RNA. NCBI's taxonomy places the organism in Eukaryota, Fungi, Glomeromycota, Glomeromycetes, Diversisporales, Diversisporaceae. The record is from the annotation of a GenBank genome assembly.
AUGUAUGACUUAAAAAUCAUAACUAUUUUUCUAUAUACUUCUAAUUCUACAGUACUACCCCUACCAGUAGAUAUUGGAGGGAAGAUAAUAUGCACAACUGGUUUUGCAGUAAAAGGAAAAAUUCUGGGAGACUCCGAUGGUCUGUUAAUUGCUGGUCAUUGCACCACAAAUAAUACCAUAGGAGAUCCAGUUCAUAUAUUAAAUAGUGAUGGCGCACGAGUAGGAGAAAUUAUUAGUACUACAUAUGGAGAUGGCGUGGAUUAUGGUCUUAUAAAACUGGCUUACGGGUGGAAAGGUUCACCUAGUGUUAUAGGGCCAGGUAAAGAAGGUUCUGUCUCACUUCCAAUUCUUUCAGCUAUUUCUCUUUCGCUAGAUUCCCCAUUAUGUUUAACUGGUGCCACAAGUAACAUUGUGUGUGGAAAACUUGUAGAUACGGAUCAAUCACUAAUCGUAUAUAAUAAAUGGGAUCCAGCCAAUUAUCUAUAUUUAGAAGGUCUAAACAUAAUAGACACGGGAGCGAAUCGUGUACAUUUUGGAGAUAGUGGUGCAGCUGUUUAUUUCAAAGAACAGACUUACAUUGGUCACACUCUGGUUGAAUAUGCAAGUGCAGUUGGCAUAUUUGUAGCUUUUAAUAAUGAGGAUCUCAAUCAUAUAGAGGCUUACUACUAUUCAAUAGCUGAAAUUCUGAAUUAUCUUGGAUUGGAAUUGAUAACACAACAUAUCAAAUAA